Messenger RNA from Acaulospora colombiana, 1914 nucleotides. Lineage: Eukaryota; Fungi; Glomeromycota; Glomeromycetes; Diversisporales; Acaulosporaceae. The record is from the annotation of a GenBank genome assembly.
AUGCUGUCCACCGCAGCCUCCUUGACGUUAACAACUGUGAUCUUGUUAUCCUUGGUAAUAAUCUUCAACACCGUACACGAUCCGUUGUCGGCUUCGGUCGGAUUUUCGCUGCUCGGUUGUGCGAUAACGUGGAAACUUGUACCCGCGCUUAAGGAAAGCUUCGUUAAGGCCGGUUUGGUUGGAAAGGAUGUUAACAAGAUUAACAAAGUUGAUAUACCAGAGAGCAUGGGGGUUGUAUGCGCAACAGUAUACCUAGUAUGUUUAUUUUUGUUUAUACCAUUUCCUUUCAUGGAAUGGUUUACCGGCAAAGGAGAGAUCUCAAGGACCAACGGAUUUCAUUCACCUACCUUUCCUCAUCACAAGUUGGGAGAAUUCCUAUCAGCAUUGUUAUCCCUACAGUCGAUGACACUUCUCGGACUUUCGGAUGACAUGUUUGACAUUCGAUGGCGAUAUAAGCUGAUGCUGCCGACCGUCGCCUCCAUACCACUGUUGAUGGUGUAUUACGUAAAUUUUGGCGAGACACACAUCGUGGUGCCUAUUCCGUUGAGAUUUAUGUUCGGAAGGAUUGUCGACUUGGGAUUCCUAUAUUACGUCUACAUGAGCAUGAUGGCAGUGUUCUGUACAAACUCCAUAAACAUCUUAGCAGGGAUAAAUGGAGUAGAGAUAGGACAAUCGUUAAUCAUAGCAUGUUCAAUUGCGAUCAAUGAUCUUUUGUUUCUACACGGAGCAGAUCCCGCCGUUGAAGCGCAUUUAUUUUCGCUAUACUUUAUCAUACCAUUUAUUGGUGUGUCCCUCGGGUUGAUCAUGCACAAUUGGUAUCCAUCGAAGGUUUUUGUCGGUGAUACCUAUUGUUACUUUGCCGGAAUGACGUUCGCCGUUGUUGGUAUACUGGCCCAUUUUAGCAAGACGAUGUUGUUGUUUUUCAUGCCACAAAUAUUUAACUUCAUCUACUCCGUGCCACAAUUAUUCAAGUUGGUCGAGUGUCCGAGGCACAGGAUGCCAAGGUUUAAUCCCAUAACGCAAAAAUUGGAGUACAGCAGGACAAAAAUAAAAAAACCUUUAAAAUUUCCAACCCUUUUGUGCCUGAAGAUCUUCUCGAUACUUGGAAUCGCUGAGAUCAGGGACCUUGACUCCAAUAAAACUAGAAAGGCCGAAAAUGACAGCCACAAAAAGAUCAAUCAUAAUGAUGUUAAUGGUGCUGUGGUCGAAGGUGAUGACGAUGGUGACAACGAGAAAGCCGGUUACAUUGAAGUCAAUAAUUUUACAAUACUGAAUUUAUUACUAUUAAAAUUUGGGCCAAUGCAUGAGAGAGAACUGACUAUUCUGAUAAUGGUGAUACAGGUGUUGGCCAGCUGUCUGGCGUUUGUCAUAAGAACACGAGUCGUGAAUUAUGCGAAUGUUGAGUACGGACCUCCGAGUUUCGUGGACUGUAUACCUUCGCUAACUGGCGGUAAUUUCACAAACAAAGUCGAAAGAAAUCCGCAACUUGAUAAAAAUGAGACGAUGCACAUGGACACGGAGCCUUCCAUCUUUGAAACAGACGAGAUAACACUUGUCGACAUGGAACCUGUUACCCCAACACCACCUCCGUCAUGCACGAACGACGAUGAAUCGAUGUCACCGAAUGUAGGCGAAUCGUCAUCGAUUAGAUCAGCAAGCCCUGAAUUUUCUUUCGAUCAAUUCAUGGAUGUUGACGUUACACUUCCACCAAAGUUGGUGUUCGACGAAAAUCAGAAGAGUUUAGACGAAUUACCGGUAGACUUUGACGAGCUAUCGUCGCAGGAGUUACAAACGAGAAUUCACGCUCUUCGUAAAUUCUCAAAAUACUUUCCAAUCCUGAGUGGGGUUAGAAAAUCGGAAUUGCUUGAGCAUCUACGGAACCUCCUACAUAAGGAUAAAGAAAAAGACGUCAAG